CUAGGCAUUUGUCUCCGGAUCAGCUCGGCGCGCACGGAUUACUUUUUAAUUUGUACUUUUUUUUUUAAAGGAUUCUGAUCUAAAAUACUCAUUUCAAUCAUAUUUGGAACAAUAUCUUAAUUGUUAUAAGCGAGGACUGCAGAGAUCCAUCGGAGUACUACAGAUCAACGUUUCAUCUUUUAGAAACUGAGCAGAGAAGGACACAAAUACAACUGUGAACUUCUGCGUUUUGAAUCCUUGAAAAUAGUUUUCAGCCUCUGGAACAAUAAACAAGACUUUAAGAUUCAUACAUGCAACUGCAGAGAGACAAAGAAAAGAUAUUUAAACACUGAUCUGUUUUUAAAAAAUCCCGCAUUUUUAAGACUUUAUUUUUUGUGUCGGAGUGCGUAAAAACGCGCGGGGGCUCUAUGGCGCACAUGUGUAGGAAGAUCACCGGCAGCGCGGCGAGCUGUGCGGGCUGGGUCGGGAUCAUCGUCGCCACGGCCACCAACGACUGGGUCCGGACCUGCGAAUACACGGUGGCCACCUGCGUCCGCAUGGACGAGCUGGGCUCCCGGGGACUCUGGGCAGAGUGCGUCAUCUCCCCGGCGCUUUAUCACUGCGUGGCCCUGAACCAGAUCCUCACCCUGCCCGCACACGUCCAGACGUCUCGCGCUCUGAUGAUCUGCGCAUGUCUGCUCGGUCUCCCUGCGAUGCUGCUGGUACUCACGUCGAUGCCCUGCAUCAGGCUGCAGAAUGACAGCUCCGCCAUCAAGCUGCUCCGCGCCCGGGUGGGAGGCGUCCUCUUCAUCCUCAUGGGUGUGUGUGGCAUCAUAUCGACUGUCUGGUUCCCCAUCGGCACUCACCAAAAAGAGGGUCUGAUGUCGUUUGGCUUCUCUCUGUACGCCGGCUGGGUCGGCUCCGCUCUCUGUCUCGUGGGCGGCUCCAUGAUCUUGUGCUGCUAUGGCACCGACCCCGGGGCCCCGAGCAGGGAAAACAGCUUCUACUACUCCAGACAGCGGGCCACGGCCAUGCCGCUGGACCCCCCCGCCAACCACGCCAAGAGCGCACAAGUGUGAAGAUGUGGUUCUCUGUCCCCCAUUUUACAGACUGUAGAUUAUCAUAAUCAAGUCUGUGCAUAUCUCUGUUUUUACAUUUAGCAACUUUGAGAAUGAGUUAUAAUACUGAGCAUGUCGGGGUUUAGUGCCUUCACAGGGCAGUCAGGAGCCAUACACAGUUACAGAAACGUCCUCUGAGGCAGAAAUAAUCUCAUCAGUUGAAUUAAACAUAUCGUUUAUAGUUUUUCUGACAAAACUAUUGUUAGGUCAGAUAUUAUAUUGCCGCCUUACAAAACAAAAUCAUAUCAUCAGUCAGACAUUUUGCGCUGAAUUCCAAUCACAUGAAUUGAAUCAAAGAAGUACAACUGUUUGCCUCGAGUUCAACAAACUUCACCAACCUUUGUUGACUAAUUAAAUAAGAUUAACAGAAUUUACCUUAGAAGGAGCGCUCACAAAAUGGAGUCCAAUAUGGAGGAAAUGAAUGCUGUUUCAUUGAGUUGCAGUGUUAGCGCCCUGUGGGUUUUGCAGUCAGUCAUGAUACGGACUAAAUGGUGUAACUGUGUUCUUAAAUGGGCUUUUUUUAGGUGGUGAACUAACUCAACAGCACACGAGCUACUAACGUAGCUAGGUACAGUUCUUUGUUUUUACAUGAUUUGAAAAUAGCAAACUGUUGCUUGCAUGUAUUGAUGAGCUCCUGUCAUUUCAGAACUUGUUACUUUAAUUUUAAUGAUUAUUCUACUUUAAAUAGCAUGAACACAUUUCAGUUAUAUUACCUGAAGUACAGAGAAUUAAUUAGAUAUUACCUGCUUUCAUUUAAUCCCUCACACAUAGGUUGUUUUAUGCACCAAUAACUGUAUAACUUUUUGCAAAUUUAGACUCUUUGUAUUAAGUGUAUAAUCAAUAUGUAUCAACUGCGUGCUUGUAUUGUAAGAUUUCUGGCUGGUGCUACAAAUAAUAAAAGUUUCUAAAUAAUUAA
Siniperca chuatsi (mandarin fish) is the source of this 2013-nucleotide messenger RNA. Its product is annotated as claudin-11-like. The transcript has 3 exons. Gene Ontology annotation, molecular function: structural molecule activity. The coding region runs from base 408 to 1058 and encodes 216 amino acids. NCBI's taxonomy places the organism in Eukaryota, Metazoa, Chordata, Actinopteri, Centrarchiformes, Sinipercidae. Gene Ontology annotation, cellular component: plasma membrane; bicellular tight junction. Gene Ontology annotation, biological process: bicellular tight junction assembly; cell adhesion. The record is from RefSeq and is a predicted model, not a curated record.